This is a messenger RNA of Stegostoma tigrinum, 4689 nucleotides long. Its product is annotated as transmembrane protein 163a. Gene Ontology annotation, cellular component: synaptic vesicle membrane. The coding region runs from base 617 to 1462 and encodes 281 amino acids. NCBI's taxonomy places the organism in Eukaryota, Metazoa, Chordata, Chondrichthyes, Orectolobiformes, Stegostomatidae. The record is from RefSeq and is a predicted model, not a curated record. Gene Ontology annotation, molecular function: zinc ion binding. The transcript is spliced from 8 exons.
CUUGACACGGAAGCCUGAUCCGAAAGCUGGUUUUAAUCUCUGCAGCGCCUCAAUAUUUCCUUGUUUUGUUUUAUGAUAACAAGGUAAACUUGCCAACACUGUGAGGAACACUGCAGAGCAACGCCUGGCUUAAAGGGGGUUUAUGUUAUGUUCGCCUCAAAAAGCGGUGUUGGGGAUUCACUGAGAUGGACGACAUUCGAGCCUAACUGUGCAGGCUUGAAGGAAAAUAUUUCUGGUCAUUUGUAUCUCAAGGUAGAAACAAGCUCACGUAGUUGUUGAAUGCGAUUAAGUUCAUGCCUACAUUUUGUUUUAACUGCAGCUUGAUGUAAAUGCUUCAUCAGAGUCCAGUCACAGCUCCACGGGAAGCUGACAGUGGGUCAGGACUGAUUUGACGAAACUCCGAAUUUUAAUUAGAGCUGGUUUGUCAAUAACACCGACCGCCCCCCACCCCCGACCAACCCCACCCCGUUCCAGUUUGCAGCUCUGUGCUGAUGAGUCGGGAGUCCCUUUGAUAGGCGAGCUAACGUUGCCAUCUCUCCGUUUCUCAUUCCAUCCUGUGCGGGCGGUGCAGACAAUCUCGCCAGUGUGCCACAUUCCCCGCGCACUACUUUAAGGCAUGGAGUCGCCAGCCUCAGAUCUCUCCAUUGCUGCCACAGACCAGGCGGUUCCUGAAGCCAGGAACGGUCAGUGCGCCCCGGUAUCUGGUCAGUCGAAGGAAAGUUACAAGAUGGACAGAGACACCGAGAUGAGGAUCAGUGAGAGCGCACAGUUCGGCGAUACAGUGGAGAACAGAGGUUUACUGGAAAGCAGCCAAAAGCUGAAACCCCACGAAGCUCAGAGCUACCGCAAGAAGGCGUUGUGGGUGUCCUGGAUCUCAAUUCUUAUCACUCUGUCUCUGGCUGUGGUAGCCUUCACUGUUUCCGUCAUGCGACACAGUGCAUCAUCCUUUGGAUUUGCUUUUGAUGCUACGCUGGAUGUGUUGUCUUCUGCAAUAGUGCUGUGGCGUUACAGCAAUGCAGCUGCUGUGCACUCUGCCCAUCGGGAGAAUAUAGCUUGCGCCAUCUUGGGUGUUAUAUUUCUUGUUUCAACUCUCUGCAUUUACGGUAAAGCUAUUCAUGACCUUGCUACAAAGCUGCUUCCCGAAGUGGAUGAUUUUCUUUUUAGUGUUUCAAUCAUUAGUGGAGUACUCUGCAGCAUUCUGGCUGUGGUUAAGUUUAUGCUUGGUAGAGUCCUCACAAGCAAAGCCCUGAUAACUGAUGGUUUUAACUCUUUAGUUGGAGGCAUCAUGGCAUUUUCUAUACUGAUCAGUGCAGAAGUCUACAAUCAUAAUCCUGGUGUCUGGUAUUUGGAUGGCACUAUAGGGAUUCUCAUUGGAAUGAUCAUCCUUGCAUAUGGAAUAAAGCUUCUGAUUGACACAGUACCACGAAUAAAACAAACUCACAAUUAUGAAAGCUUUGAAUAAUAAACAUGAAGAAACUAUGUAGUGGUGGCUCAGUUCUACAGGAAUGAAGACUGCAAGACCUGGAAUUAAUCACCAAGACUAUGACAGUGACUGAAAAACAAAACAUGGCCAUUGCCUUAUAUCCCUAUUUAACACCAAACCUAGUGAACUAAAAUUAAGUGAUGCGAAACAUGGUGAACUGGAUAAUUUUAAGAUUGAAGAUGCAGCUCUUUGCUACUUUUUUUAAAAUCCCUCCAAGAGCAAAGGGUAGAUUUUAAGCUAGUGGGCGGCUUGUCAGAAAAGUAUGCCAACCAGCAGCCCAACCUGCCAGGGGCAGGCUGAGUCACUUCUGAGGACUGAAUGUCACUGUCAUGAUGAAAACAUGUGGCUUGCUGGCACUGGGUCAGCCCGACAGCUGGGCCCUGAACAAAAACAUUACUGUUCUUGUGGAAGCCUAACAUAGUACUCCUCUUUGUGACUAACUUAUCUUUGAGGUACACUUUCCAUUGCACCAUUCACUAAAACUGGCUGUUUAUGUAUUUUGUAUGUUCUACAAAGUUGUCAUUUACAAUCAAGGUCCCAUAUUCAUCAAUUUGUACAUUUAUAGAGCAACAUCUUGAAAUUACAAGUACUUCAAGUGCACAGAAGACUCCUUUAGACAGUGGUGGCAAGUGCUGGUGUAAAUGAGGUGGUAACAGGCUACUGCUUCAUUUAUGCUAAUUGAUCACAAUUAAAAUCUACCCUAGAACAUCCAAUGUACCUUCAGCAAAUCAGUUGAAAAAGUGGAACUAAUACUCAAAAUUGAGGAAUGGUUAAAAUUGUGUGUGAAAUAGGUGAUACGUUAUGAGCCAGAUCUUCUGGUAGCAGGAGUGAAGAUGCACGGUCAGGAUGCUGAGGGGAAGGCUGAGAUACGUGCAAAUGCUUGGAAAAUAUAAAAUUACAUUGCCUGAGACACUCCAUAUGUGCCACAGAUAUUUCUUGAUAGUGCUGUGCAUCAAACAAAACGGUAUUUGGACUCCUGUAUCAUCUUGUACUACAUUAUAUCCAGACUUCAUUGCAAAUACCACAAUGCUCAUUAAUAUAGGCUCCAGAUUAGUAAAUUCCCCACAUAUCCUUAUCCUACACAUACAAAGGUCAUCACCUGUAUAACUAGGUUUAAGAAUAGAAUUGUGUAUGACGAAUUAAUAGCAGUGCCAAAGUUAUUUCCAGUUUUUGCCUUUUCCUUAAUACUGAGCCAGCUAGCUGUGUUGUGAUGCUGUCUGGUUUGAAAUAAACUGGUCAAGGCCUUCAACUGGUAUCAGAACUGUAAGUUCAUGGUAAAUGUAAUCUUUAAUAUCCCACUGCCAUCCAAAAUUGAAUCUACAUGGAUAUUUAGAAAUUUCCAUUGUGAAGGCAGGCCACUAGAACAGUGUCUGUUAUAAUUCUUUGACACAGCAGCUGCCAAUUAAUCAGUGUCAUUUCACCCCAUUAUCUUGUACAUGUCUAUGCUUCAAAAACUUAUUAAAUGCUCCCUGGAAAAAAAGCCUUUGAUUCAUCCUUCUGCUUUGCAAAGCCUUCCAUAUCCUCAACCGUACUUCACGCUACAAUUUUCAGUUGAUAACCUCUUGUCAAUGCAUAUCAGAGAAAAUAAUCUGAAUCCAAAUAGGCUGAUCAUUUGGUCAAACACUGAUACUCAAGUGCUUCUAUGAGGUCUUGAGUAGAAUUUACACAAUACAUGCAGUGAAAUGGGCAAGUAUGCAAGAAUAUCCUGUUCACCCUGUUCAAUGAAUGAAUAUCAUGUGCAGGUCCAAGGUAUAUAGUAGAAAAGUACAGAUUUUGAUCAAUCUUCCCAACAAAUCGAUUCAUGUCUAUCUUGUAGUUAAUACAUCAGCCUUGAAAACAAUACAAGUACAAUAGUGGGCUGCCAAAUUUCAAACAUAAUUUUUUUUCCGGUGGAGUACUACUUUGCUACAGAUAACAGCUAACAUUUGAACAUUUAUAAGUUAUUAAAGUAUAUCAGAUUAGCCAAAAGAUUGGAGCUGAUACUAGAUUGAAAAAUUUCUUAAUGAUGAUUGAACAGUGCUGGGAUUUGUUAAACACACGAAAAUAAAUCAUUUUGUGCAAAAUUGGACAGGAUUUAAGAGCACCUUUAGAAGUGGAGCAGUUCUUCACACUGAUACUCAAGAUGUUAUGUUGCAACCAAGUUUAAAGAUAUUUUUAUUUGAGCUACAUUGAGUAAAUAUUUUAUUGAAUAUUUAGAAACACUGAAAUUAACAAUUAAAAUAUCAGAAAUUAAUACCUUUUCUAAGUAAGGCUCAAGAUUGUUUAUAAAAAAUAAAAGUCAUUUAAUUAUCUCCUUAAAUCCCACUUAUGAAAAAGAUAAAACUCCUGUAAACUACAACAUAAACCUGCAUUUACAAAAGCACCUCUAUUGAGCUCUGGGCUAGACUGGGACCUUAUGAGAUGAUAAUGCUACAACUGCGUCAUAGCCAAAACAUAUCAUACACUGUUGAUGUCAAAUUGACCGUAGACUAUAGUGAAGUGAUACAAUAUUCAGUGGGAGAGAAACAUUGCAUCAAAACCUUAAGCCAAGUAGCUUCUGACAUUUUUACAAGGCUGUAAAUCAAAGCAGAAUCAAAAAUACAAGAAAUGAAAGAAAGUUACUUACUGGUUCUUUCCAUCUUUAGUUAAAAUAAAUAAUACAACCAAAAUCUUUAUCAAAGUUUAGGAGAUAUUUGAGAACGUUCAUGGCUUGUCAUGCUCUUUCCAGCAGCUCCAGCAUUUAGACUGGAGUUAAUGGAAUUGCAAGGCAAUAGCAUUGAGAUCCCCAUUAUUUAUAUAGUCGUGUUAACAGAAUCUUUAUGAGCUUUAAUCAUCAAUGGUUAAGCUCCAGAGGUUAAAUUAUAGAAAUGUCACCAAACUCCGGGAAGGCCAAUUUUUAAACAUCAAGUUAGAACUAUCAUAUAUGUUAAGUACGAACAGAGAGAUUAGAAUUUAAGCAUUUUUGUCUACACUUGAAUGGAAUCUUCGGCGCAUUAGUUUGAUUUGUAAUAUGCUGCAAUUAAAAAUAUAUGCAGCACAAACUGUGCAUGAAGCGUGCUUCAAAUUCUACAAUUAAAAGAUACAACAUUUAAUAUUGAUGUUAAUUAUAACUUCUGCUCCAAUAACUGUUUCUACACUGUAUAUUUAUACAAGAAUGUACAAACCAAUGGAAGAAAUUCUCUUCACUUAAGAUUUAUUAAAAAUAAAGAUUUUUCCUGCUCGUCAAA